CCACCUAGCUUACAGCAGCACACAAAAGUCACGACCGCGACAUGACGAAAGAAAAUGAAUGAUCAGCAUUUUACGUGUGUUCGACCUGAUUGAAGCCUUGUCUUGUGAAAAUUCUACAUUUCUUUGUCCAUGUAUACCCCAUUAGUUGAUUUGUCUAGGCUCAUAUCUUUGUGUUUUGAACUCAUGGGAUCUGCGUCCUUCAUCUAUCAUGGCCUGGUUGGUUGGUCUGGUUUUAUGCAUCUUAUGUUAUCUCUAAUGGUCUAUGAGCACACGUACAGCCAUAUAGCAAUUGGUUCGGUUUACUAUCUAUUUAUAUCUUGCAAGGAUUUUCUGUCUUGGUUCUACUGGGUAGGGUUCGGGUUUAUCCUGGUAUCUUUUGAGCGACUUUCUUGCUGGAUGUCGAUCAGACUUCGACCUGUUCAUUACUGUUGUAUAUCAGAUCACAAACAUACGUGUCAUGACUUUUACUAGAAUGACUACGUAGGUAUUACUAUAAUAUGUACGAG
Aspergillus welwitschiae is the source of this 506-nucleotide messenger RNA. RefSeq lists its product as uncharacterized. Bases 130 to 471 code for a protein of 113 amino acids. The transcript has a single exon. NCBI's taxonomy places the organism in Eukaryota, Fungi, Ascomycota, Eurotiomycetes, Eurotiales, Aspergillaceae. The record is from RefSeq and is a predicted model, not a curated record.